AUGAACCAGUUCCGUCUUGAACCCAAAAUUGACUACGGGCCCCAGCUCAACGUCACCGUCUGGCUCCUUAUAUCAGUCUCGGCCAUCUUCCUCUUCACGCGUCUCUACCUAAAGAACUGCCAGAACCGUGGCCUGUGGUGGGAUGAUUAUUUCCUGCUAGGCUCCUGGGUCCUCCUUGCUGCCCAGGCCGGUCUUAUUUCUGACGUUGUCGGCUUGGGAUACGGACGCCAAGUCAUCCCAAUGGAAAAGUUUGCUUUCUUUCCGAUCAGAGUGAAUGUUCUCUCAACAUUGUUGAUCAUCGCCAACUUAUGGGGCAAAACGAGCUUUGCGUUGACACUGCUUAGAAUCCCCGAGCGCUGGGUGAGGGUUGGUGUCUGGACCAUUCUGAUCUCGUUGACGGGGACGCUGGUGCUAAGUGCAGUCAUGGUGUGGAUAAGCUGUCUUGAUAUCAACUUGAGGGGGAGGUGUGUUCCGGUAGAGGUGUCGUUGCGAUACAACAUUUUUUCGUGCGUAUUUUCAGCUACGAUUGACGUUGUACUGGCGUUCUUACCAUGGAAAUUCUUGUGGGGCCUGGAAAUGAGUAUCAAAGAAAAAGUUGGCGUUAUGAUUGCAAUGAGCAUGGGAGUUUUCGCAGGCGCAGCAGCUGGUAUCAAUGUGCCAUUGUUGAUCUGGGGAAACGCCGAAGCAGCUAUCUGCAUCAUGGCUGCAUCCAUUCCCAUCCUCCGAGCACUCGCCAGAGGCACCUGCCGCGGCCAGGUACCCCACGGAUAUGAGACAUACGAAUAUAGGUCAGCUGGCAUGUCAGAGCCCAGGCUUGCGCGGUCAACAUUCAGUAGAACUGCAGUCAUGUCUCUGGCAUUGCCAAUCCAGUCGCCACCCGCGUUGUAUUCUCAAAAGGCGCCCCAUGUUAAAGAGGCCGAUAAUUUGGACGACACCCUGACAAGCGGAAGUCCCGUGCAGUCAUUAACGCGCAAACACAAGUCCGAAGAGGACGAUGCUGACAGCUUCGAAAUGACCAACUACGGGCAAAGCCGUUCACAAAGUCCACAGAGCAUACAUACUACCGAUAGGCCGCAGAGCCCGUUGGACUUUGUUGGGCGGAACCCAGUCCCGCGAUGA
This is a messenger RNA of Podospora anserina S mat+, 1119 nucleotides long. RefSeq lists its product as uncharacterized. The record is from RefSeq and is a predicted model, not a curated record. Bases 1 to 1119 code for a protein of 372 amino acids. Lineage: Eukaryota; Fungi; Ascomycota; Sordariomycetes; Sordariales; Podosporaceae. The transcript is spliced from 4 exons.